CCAUGUGUACAUACAUAGCUGCUUCUUCUUCACCCUUCCAAAAAAUCAGGAAUUACUAGAUUCUGCAACUGUGCUUCCGUAAUGUUGAAGAAGAAGCUCUUCACGCCCCUUUCAACCUAUUUGGGGCGCAGCUUAACUUCAAUACCUGAACACUUCCCUUCGAACUUUUCUCCUCAUAUUAAACUUCCUCUUCACGCAUUACCAUCAUCGCCCUUUGCACCCCACGAUCGUCUUUGUCAUAACUCCACUUGCUAUUUUUCCCUUGGGUGCGUCAGAUUUUCCGGGAAAAGUUUGUGCUCAAAAUCUGCUGAAAAAUUGGAAAGUAGGUGCUGGAAUUGUCAUGCUGUCCCUGAAUCAGCAGCACCUUUUCUGGUCUGCGAGUCAUGUCGGUGCAUUCAACCCGUUGAUGAUUCCAUUGACUAUUUUGAAAUAUUUGGGUCGGAGAGGAAGUAUGACAUAGAAGGUAAGAAUUUGGAGGGCAAGUACAAAGAUUGGCAAAAGAAACUGCAUCCUGAUUUAGUACAUUCAAAAUCUCAGAAAGAAAGAGAAUUUUCUGCAGAACAAUCUGCAAGGGUGAUUGAUGCAUACCGUACACUUAGCAAGCCUUUAUCAAGAGGGAUUUACAUGCUGAAGCUUAAUGGAAUAGAAAUUGAUGAGGAACAGACGAUUUCAGAUCCAGAAUUGCUAGCAGAGAUUAUGGAAAUCAGGGAAGCCGUUGAAGAAGCAAUGAACUCUGAGGCAUUGAAUCACAUUCUCUCUCAGAUGCAGGAGAAACUGGAAAAUUGGUCUAAUGCCCUUGCUGAUGCUUUUCAAAGCCGAAACUUUGAAGAAGCAAAAAUUGCAAUUAGGAGAAUGACUUACUAUAGUCGUGCAAUUGAUGAAGUUAUAAAGAAGCUUUGAUGUAGGCCAUCAUUACUGUUGUACCUGUUCUACCUUUUGUGCUUCAAGACUUUUACAGUAAAAUGUAUCUCUCCGUCAACAACUGAUGAUUCUACUGAUAUAUUCUUUCUCUAGUUUACUACCUUGGAAAUGUAAUAGUUUAUCUUAAGCUUCCCCUCCUUGUAAUUCUGCCUCUGAUUCUUUUAUUUUCAUAUUAUUAUCGAUUACAUUAGUGUAGGCUUCAUACACAGAGCUAUUCCUUUGGGGGCAAAUGUUAGAUCAGUUGUCAGUAUGAAGAAUUUGACUCGCUUAUCCGAAUGAAGUGGCCUAUCAGGAAAUGACCAUUUGAUUUCAACAAAUGUCUCAACGGUCCUUUUUGCUUUUAUAUGCACAUGAUGGAGUUUACAUUUUGUCACCACAUCAUGAGGCACAUCCUAAGCACGAGUACCCUUUAAGAUGCGCUGCAUGCUACUAAGCAACAUUUGUGUAUUCCUGAAUAAAGUUAUUAUGUAUGAGUAUUACUCUCCUCACCAAAGAGUGAUGACCUAGUGAAUUUUGCUACAUUGUAUUUGAUGUUAUAAAGGUGUUUUG
Messenger RNA from Gastrolobium bilobum, 1470 nucleotides. RefSeq names its product iron-sulfur cluster co-chaperone protein HscB homolog. The record is from RefSeq and is a predicted model, not a curated record. The transcript has 7 exons. Gene Ontology annotation, molecular function: ATPase activator activity; protein-folding chaperone binding. The coding region runs from base 82 to 900 and encodes 272 amino acids. Gene Ontology annotation, biological process: [2Fe-2S] cluster assembly; protein complex oligomerization. Lineage: Eukaryota; Viridiplantae; Streptophyta; Magnoliopsida; Fabales; Fabaceae.